UUAAAAAAAAAAAAAGAUGUCUUUUUUAGAAAAGUUUGUAGUAGCCAUCCUGGUGACAUAAUACUAAUAGUAACUUCAGCUAGGUGAUGGUAGUGAUGUCGGUGGGCCCCACGGGUGACAUGUGAAGCGGGGAGGAGAAAGACAGUCACUUUCUCCCCAACCGCCUCUACCACCCAGGACCCAGGGUUACUGGAUUCUUGUCUCGCUCUCGGAAAAGAAUUUCAGGAGUAGUCAAGCAGUGAAGUAACAGAUUUUAUGAGGGAAGGAGGAAGGGAUAAGUGGAAGAGAAUAGUAAGAGUAACGCGCUUAAGAGAGAAUGCAGGCUUCUCCAAGGGUGGAGAGAGCUCUACACACAUCCUAGCACUGGACACGAAAGCAUGAAAGUACAUAUCUCAAGAGGGGAGAUGAGGGCAACACAUGUGCUCGGGCACCGCAUGUACUCGGCCUCAUGGGCACAAGCAGCACAUGGGCUCAGGCAGCAUAUGUGAAUCCUUCCUUUGUUCAAGGUGACCUUUAUAGGGUUUCUUCAACCUGCCCCACUUGAGGCUUCUUUCCAGGUAAAAGUCCGUUCCUAAGACCUGAUAAGACCAUUAUCAGGUCUUAUCUGGUAGCAGAGACUUGACCCUGAUCUAGGGUUACCAGGAAGGUUGGGAGUGGUGAUGGUCUUCUUUAGGCUGGAUCACAUUUAAUCAGAUUAAGGGAGAGGUCAAAGGAAAUUCGAGGAAUUUCCUUCAUGGGGUGGGGGGUCCAAUCUCCUCAGGAUCCACUGAAGGUCUUAUCAGGUCUGUUUUCUGUAUCCACAGGGUGGAUCAGUCUUAGGAUUCUCCUUCCCAGGGACUUUGUUAAUCUAAAUUUCAUUGCCAAGGGCCUUUCCCUAUCUACCUACCUACAUCAGUAGGAAUAAAAAGUGCAUUCAUUCAGAAUAUAAUAUAGGUACUGCAGGGUUUACUGAUGGAUUGGCUGUAGAAGAUACAGAUAUCUAAAAAAGUCAAUGAUAAGGGGCCGGAGGAUAGCACAGUGAGUAGGGCGUUUGCCUUGCACGCGGCAGACCCGGGCCCGGCAUCCCAUAUGGUCCCCCAAGCACUGCCAGGCGUAAUUCCUGAGUGCAAAGUCAGGAGUAACCCCUGAGCAUUGCUGGGUGUGACCCAAAAAGCAAAAGCAAAAAAAAAAAAAAAAAGUCAAUGAUAAGACUGCAAUGGUACAGAGUGGAUGUAAGUAUUUUGGGGCUGGGAACUGAAUUCCAUAAAUAUGAAUUCCAUAUUUAAGAUUGGCAAGCCACUCAAGAGGACCCAACACAUAUUAGGUCAAGUCCAAGAAAGGAAUAUGUUCGUUGAGUGUCACACUGGUUAAAGCCAUUCAGUGUAGAGGAGAGACCUACGUCACAGGCUCGGCUGAGCAGGACCAUUGUAGGGUGCGCAGGGGUGAAGAGUGUGUCUGGAGCCUGGAAACGCAGAGUCUGCAGCAGGCGUGAGGAUGAAACGGGUUCCAUCAGAAGCGCUCGAGGCAAGCUCCAGCUCAGUUGCUAGCCUCUUGAAACUGUGACCAAUCACAGCCACAUCCGACUAACCACAGCCACGUCCCUCCAACCCACACUCGAGCUCCCGUGCCGCCCCAGUCCCCCGCGGGCUGGCACUUCCGCCUUCCCAGACUGCCCCGGGCCGACUCCGCGGCAGCCAUCUUGACUGUGGGCAAGCGGCAGGGGCGACGGCGCCUCCCGGGGAGCUGCUUGGAUCCGGUAGCGGCGACGUGACCCUGAUCGAGGCGAGAGGGUCGGUGGCCUGCGGCGGCCGCCAUGACCCAGGCGGAGAAGGGGGACGCGGAGAACGGGAAGGAGAAGGGCGGAGAGAAGGAGAAGGAGCAGCGCGGUGUGAAGCGGCCCAUCGUGCCCGCGCUGGUGCCGGAGUCGCUGCAGGAGCAAAUCCAGAGCAACUUCAUUGUUGUGAUACAUCCAGGUUCAACGACUCUAAGGAUUGGACGAGCCACAGAUACACUUCCUGCCAGCGUCCCACAUGUCAUUGCAAGAAGACACAAGCAGCAAGGGCAGCCCCUGUACAAGGACAACUGGCUCCUGAGGGAGGGACUAAAUAAACCUGAAAGUAAUGAACAGCGGCAAAAUGGCCUUAAGAUGGUGGAUCAGGCAAUAUGGUCCAAAAAGAUGUCGAAUGGCACAAGACGGAUCCCCGUGUCCCCCGAGCAGGCGCGCUCCUACAAUAAACAGAUGCGACCUGCAAUAUUAGAUCACUGUUCCGGAAAUAAGUGGACAAACACAUCUCAUCAUCCUGAAUUUUUGGUAGGAGAAGAGGCCUUGUAUGUUAAUCCACUGGACUGUUACAAUAUUCACUGGCCGAUCAGAAGGGGUCAGUUAAAUAUUCACCCUGGACCUGGGGGCUCCCUUACAGCUGUUCUGGCAGAUAUUGAAGUGAUUUGGUCUCAUGCAAUACAAAAAUACUUGGAAAUUCCACUGAAAGAUUUAAAGUAUUACAGAUGUAUCUUGUUAAUUCCUGAUAUCUAUAAUAAACAGCAUGUGAAAGAAUUAGUAAAUAUGAUCUUAAUGAAGAUGGGUUUUUCAGGGAUUGUGGUCCACCAGGAGUCUGUGUGUGCCACCUUUGGAAGUGGCUUAAGCAGCACGUGUAUUGUGGAUGUUGGGGACCAGAAGACAAGUGUCUGCUGUGUGGAAGAUGGGGUUUCUCAUCGGAACACGCGGCUCUGCCUGGCUUAUGGGGGAUCUGACGUAUCAAGAUGUUUUUACUGGCUUAUGCAGAGAGCUGGAUUCCCUUACAGAGAAUGCCAGCUCACCAACAAAAUGGAUUGCCUUCUUCUGCAACACCUUAAAGAAACUUUUUGCCAUUUAGAUCAGGACAUCUCUGGGCUUCAAGACCAUGAGUUUCAGAUUCGACAUCCAGAUUCCCCUGCUCUGCUGUAUCAGUUUCGACUAGGAGAUGAAAAACUCCAGGCUCCCAUGGCUUUGUUUUACCCGGCAACAUUUGGCAUCGUUGGACAGAAAAUGACGACUUUGCAGCACAGAUCCCAGGGCGACCCCGAGGACCCUCACGAUGAGCACUACCUGCUGGCCACGCAGAGCAAGCAAGAGCAGUCUGCAAAAGCUACUGCUGACCGGAAAUCUGCCUCCAAGCCGAUUGGAUUCGAAGGGGAUCUCCGUGGCCAGUCCUCUGAUCUUCCAGAAAGACUCCAUACCCAGGAAGUGGAUUUGGGAGCAGCCCAGGGCGACUGCCUCAUGGCUGGCAAUGACUCUGAGGAGGCCCUCACCGCACUCAUGUCCCGGAAAACUGCCAUCUCACUGUUCGAAGGCAAAGCCCUGGGCCUGGAUAAAGCCAUCCUUCACAGCAUAGACUGCUGCUCAUCUGAUGAUACCAAAAAGAAGAUGUACAGCUCCAUCCUCGUGGUGGGAGGCGGUUUGAUGUUUCAUAAAGCCCAAGAAUUUCUGCAGCAUAGAAUUCUCAACAAGAUGCCACCUUCAUUUAGGAGAAUUAUUGAAAAUGUGGACGUGAUCACAAGGCCCAAGGACAUGGAUCCCCGGCUGAUUGCUUGGAAAGGAGGGGCAGUGUUGGCCUGUCUGGAUACAACCCAGGAACUGUGGAUUUACCAGCGGGAAUGGCAGCGCUUUGGGGUCCGCAUGUUGCGGGAGCGAGCCGCGUUUGUCUGGUAAAACGGUCAGAAAAAAGCCACUGUUGAGACCAAAGAAGCCUCUUGAUAUACAAAACUUUUAUAGAACAUGGUUUUUAAUUUAUUGGUUUAUGUGCUAAAAUUCAUGAAAAAAAAUAAAUGAAAUUUAACUUUUA
Messenger RNA from Sorex araneus (European shrew), 3800 nucleotides. RefSeq names its product actin related protein 8 (gene ACTR8). Bases 1793 to 3667 code for a protein of 624 amino acids. NCBI's taxonomy places the organism in Eukaryota, Metazoa, Chordata, Mammalia, Eulipotyphla, Soricidae. Gene Ontology annotation, biological process: double-strand break repair; regulation of DNA-templated transcription. The record is from RefSeq and is a predicted model, not a curated record. Gene Ontology annotation, cellular component: Ino80 complex. The transcript is spliced from 13 exons.